CAGUCGGACUUUCAAUUCGGAUCUGGGAGCUGUCCGCUCCUCCCGUGAAUCUCUGAAAUUGCCCUCUCACCGGCGAAGCUCGUUUCUCCAUUAACGGUACUCGCCGGCGAAGCCUCGUUUUCCGUCAUCUCUAUUUCAUUUCCCUCAGCAGAUACAUGUAAUUCAACACUGUUAAUUUUAUUUAAGGUAUCAUUGAAUUGUUGGUGUUUGACAUAGACUAGCUUGUUCUGGAGAUGAGGUGACAUGAGUAGACUAUCAAUUAGACCUCGUCCACUUGACAUUCAUAAGAAACUUCCCAUUGUAAAAUCAAUCAAGGAUUUAGAAGAUGAUGACACUCCUACAUCCACCAGAAAUUCACACUUGCUUCACCUUGUUGUCCAGGCUGAAGUUGAGCAUGUUUCUUCUAGCAAAAAACUUGCAUCUGAAAUACCUAUUCCACAGUUUGUUAUUGUGGAUACUUAUGAAAGAGAUUAUGCAUGUACUUUUAGUCAACCAGCUUCUUAUUUACGAGCAAGGGGAGCUCGGUCUGAAAUUGGAGAGUUCGUUGAGUAUGACUUGGAUAAUGAAGAUGAGGAUUGGCUUGAACAUACCAUCAAGGAGAAAAAACAUAUUUCCUCUGAAAAGUUUGAAUUGAUUCUGUUUAAGUUGGAGGUAUUGGAUCAUAAGGCCAGGGAGAAAGCAGGGUUAAUGGCACCAAUCCUCGGUUCUCCAGUUCCUGUGCUUUUGCAGUUUGAAACUGUGUUUGAGGCAUUACAAGCUAUUCCAAACCUUUCAGUGAAAUAUGGUGUUCUCCAGUCCAUCUAUAGUUAUUGGAAAGAGAAGCGUGAGCAAUGGCAGAAGCCAGUCCUGCGCCGUUUGCAGCCACCUCCUCCAGUUAAUGAUACUAACCCAUUCAAUGUCUUCAGAAGAAGGGAGAAAGUACACAAACAUCAUACAAGAAGGAUGCAAAGGAGAGAAGAUGGUGUGCACUCCUUUGAAAAGCUUAGACAGGUGAGGCGUAACCUUGAGCAAGCCAAGAUGUUACUGGACUCUCUGAUUAAGAGGGAAGAAAAGAAGCGUGAAGUCAUGGAAAGUGAAGUUAACCUUCAGAGAAUUCAAUUAAAAUACAAGAAUGAAACUGAGCUCCUAGAAGAUGCUUUUGCUUUGGCAUUUCCUUCGGUGCCAUCUUUCCAGGGGAACUAUGGUUCAAGCGAGGAGGAAUUUGUGGACUCGGAUGAUGAUGCAAAUAGUUCUAUCCAUGUACGACAUGCAUCAGAUAUGCCUGUUACAGAUUCUAAUCCUUUUGUAGUUUCAACAGGAAGAAUGAACCGAGAUCUCAAGCCAGGGUGGCUGGAUCCCCUUGAACCAGUUUUCAUGUUCAUAAAACCGUUGGAUCCAGAAAUGCUAGCGGCUGCAGGUGUUGUUCCUCCUCCAUCAGAUGAUUCUUCGGGUAGUUUCCAUGGUAGGAUUGGCCGAGGAGGGAGAAUAAUAUACGACAGAUGGAAUCCACUUCUGCAGACCCCUAUCGUUGAUCCAGGCAAUCAUCCUCUCCACAUGCUGCCUUCAAAACCUAGUCCUUCUCCCUUCUGUUAGUUGUCCCUUAUAUAUUUCCACUGUACUAUUAUUCCGACAUUGAUUGAUCUCUUAAAUAGUUUAUUUGAAACAGGUCCUGCCAAGCACCUCAACCUACAUUUAGUUAUUUAUUGUUGUAAUAUUUUUAGUUUGAAUUAAGCCAGCAAACUGUAUAGUAAUAGAUUUUAUUAGGAACAAACAGUUGAAAUUUAAAUUGUGUUAAUUCUUUCUUUCUUAAUCAA
Molecule: messenger RNA, 1793 nt
Organism: Impatiens glandulifera
Lineage: Eukaryota; Viridiplantae; Streptophyta; Magnoliopsida; Ericales; Balsaminaceae
Product: enhancer of polycomb-like protein 1
Exons: 13
Coding region: 244-1572 (442 amino acids)
Biological process (GO): regulation of transcription by RNA polymerase II
Cellular component (GO): piccolo histone acetyltransferase complex
Source: RefSeq, a predicted model, not a curated record